GUCUGUUUGUCCACAGGAAGCAAGCUACUGUAACUGUGUCAUGGCUGGCCUGCCAGUGCUUCCAUCUACCGUAUUACUUCUAACUUUGCACCUCGCGUCUGUGCAGAAUCAGACGGUGGAUUAUAACCCUGACGCACACCUGUCAACGCCACAGCUGGUAAGCAAGUACGGCUAUCCUGUGGAGAGUCACACAGUGCUGACCUCAGACGGCUACUUCCUCACUCUCCAUCGCAUCCCUCAUGGCCGCCAUAACGCGACGGUGUACAGUGGCGCCGUCAUUGUACAGCACGGCGUUCUGAGCAGCUCGGCGGACUGGGUAAUCCUCGGCCCAGACAAAGCUCUCGGUUAUGUGCUGGCAGACGCGGGUUAUGACGUCUGGUUGGGAAACGCAAGGGGCAACACUUACUCUAGAAGACACGUGAAGUUAACUACUGGAACAGAGCAAUUUUGGGACUUCAGUUGGCACGAAAUGGGAGUGUAUGACUUGCCCGCGGUUGUGGACUACAUCGUCAAUACGACGGGUGAACAGCGGCUGUUCUACGUCGGCCAUUCAAUGGGAACGACAAUGUUCUACGCUUUUCUGUCGGAACGACCUCAGUACAACGGAAAGAUCCGGGCGAUGUUCAGUCUCGCCCCCGUAGCGUUCUCAUCGCACAUGACGAACCCGUUGAGGGCAUUCAUCCUGACGAGAGGGCUCGAGGCGUUCUACAGAACCAUAAGGAAUCUCGGAGUGAUGAACGUCCUGUCAAAUUCGGACCCUUUUGUCGAGAUCGGCCGCCGUGCAUGCAGGGACAAAUCCUUCGCUAAAGCCGUCUGUGGAAACAUCCUCCUCGUUUUAGGUGGCCUUGGCAGCAGCCAGAUCAACGCAUCUGAUAUACCAACCAUCCUAGGACACACUCCUGCAGGAACUUCCACCAAAACAUUUCUUCACUUUGCACAACUGGUAAAAUCUGGGAGAUUCUGUCAAUUCGACUAUGGGCCUGAUGGGAACAGCCGUCUUUAUGGAGAUGUGAAGCCCCCGGCCUACAAACUGGACAACUUGAAGGCACCGAUCUCUCUGCACUACAGUGACCACGACUCACUCGCAUCUCAUACAGAUGUUCUGCUGUUACAUAAACAGCUCCCAAAUCCUAUUGGUUACUUCCGGGUGCCGCUGAGGGAGUUCAACCACCUAGACUUCCUGUGGGGGAAGGACGUCAGGACCUUGGUUUACGACUACAUUCUUGAACUCAUGAGCAAAUAUUAAUAAAGAGGACAUGGCUCAGGGAAGAUCUCACAAAAUUGAUGAUUUGAGGUUCUCACGGCAGUGAGUAUGAAGAUGGACGUUUUUACUACAACUCACAAGACAGUCAUCUUCAUCUCAUAGAAUGGUUCCACACAUGACACAAGUAAUGGACGGCAUAUAAAGAAAAUCAUUAACUUCAAUGCUUCAUAUGCUUCAAAUAAAAGGCAGAUAAAUCUAUUUUCAAAAGAGGUUGAUUCAAAAAUGAUAUGGCUUGAUUAUGUCCAAUAAUGUUCACUGGCUUAGUUGUGGGUGUGCGCUUAUCAGAUUUUCCGUGUUUCAACAAGAUAAAAAUGUUUUUGGGGGUGAAAAUCAACAAUAUCUGCAGUUAGAUGAUAUGAAAUAGCUUUUCACUCCAGUGUUGUACUUCACUGACUUAAGCGUUCACUUGAAUGAGUUAAACGUGAAACUGCGACGUUCAGAGAACGCAGCUGACAUAGUUGUCAGUCAUAAACACUGCAGUAGUUGAAAAGAAACCAAAAUUAUGUCAACAUGUUUUGAACAGUCACAGACUAGAAUGAUUCCUUGAAAUGGAUGAUCUUAAAAUAAUUUGGAACUCGGAGAGACAACAUAUGGAAGCUUUCUCAGAUAAUAUUACCCCAGCGGAAUAAAGGUUUUCCUCGAGAUUUUUGGACUUCAAUCAUAUCGAGUAAACAGUAAAGUUUCUGAAGUUCUGACAUUGUACAAUUCGAAAUGUUAGAAUGUAUUGAACUGCAUAUUAGUCUAUCUCAAUUUGGCGUGAGUCCUUUAGUGGACAUAAAAAUCAAAAUCUUAGAAAUGGAAUGCAAAUUUUUAGAAGGGAAUGCAUAUUAAACAAAUAUUAAGGUUGAAGAUAAAGUGACAGAAGGCUAAAACACAUUUUUUAUACUCUGAAACAAUCUUCGGUGGCAGUUAACAAUUUUCACAUUUAUUUAUAUUUCUGAAAUUUAUUUUAUGCGAUGAAUAAUACAAAAUUUGAUUUUGGAAACAGACUUAUUGAUGAAAGCAAAGUUGCUCAUGUGAAUUUGAGUAUGAUUAAUUAUGAACCUGAUAUAAUAGCAUCAACAGCUAUGAUUAAACAGUACACUUCUCACUAACUUGAAUGGCAAUAAUUUAUUUAGAACAGGCUAUGAUGCCAUUAAGAUAAAAAAUUUGAUAAUUUUAAUGUUUACUAGUCUCCACUCUAAACUUUAAGAUGACCCAGCAUUAGUCAACGUGAACACGUCACUGAUUGCAGCAACUACAGUUCUGAUCUUAGUUAUUUUCAUGUUACUUGUGUCCUUCUGCAAUAUUAUCAAGGUUUUCUGUAACAGAUGGAGAAUUGACAGAGUUAGCGUUGUUUCUAAUAUAAGCACCUUGUUGCAAGGUAAUAAUACUAACUUAUCAUAACAAAUAUGAAGUCCUUCUAAUAAAGUAGAAUAAAUGGUCCCUUUUAUGAAUCUUGAA
Zootermopsis nevadensis is the source of this 2707-nucleotide messenger RNA. Its product is annotated as lipase 3. The record is from RefSeq and is a predicted model, not a curated record. Lineage: Eukaryota; Metazoa; Arthropoda; Insecta; Blattodea; Termopsidae. Gene Ontology annotation, molecular function: hydrolase activity, acting on ester bonds. Gene Ontology annotation, biological process: lipid metabolic process.